AAUCUGUUAUGUUUUCUAAUAAGUUCAUAUUUUGUGGUUUCGUAAUAUCAGCAAUACUUGUUGUCAUACUUCUGGCCACCCUCUCACCGUUACCCCAUUCAAAAACACCUUCAAAGUCAUGGUUGGCCUUAUCUUUAUACAUCCAACAACCGCAAACCACUGUUGUGCCGCCAGAUGCGCACACAGUGGCACCACAGGAUGCUGGUGCCUUGAUCUUCCAUCGAGUUUUAACUGAAGGGCCGAAGAACACUUCACGAGUCGUUGGGAAAGCCCAAGGCUUCAUCAUCCCUGUUGAACAAUUUGCACACUCGGGAUUCAACAUUAUUUAUCUGACUUUUGAUACUCGUGAAUAUUCAGGCAGUGUAAGUAUUCAAGCCAGAAACUCGGGCAGUGAUCGAAAAGAUGAGUUGACUGUGGUUGGUGGUACAGGCUCUUUCGCUUUUGUACGUGGAAAAGCCUUUUUGACACAAAAGGAUGAUACUAAUAUUGUUGUACCGUAUCAUAUUAGUUUGCAUCUAAAAUAUCCUGAUCGGUCUGAAACAAUACCAGGAUGAGUUACAAAUCAUGUACUGAUAUUUUAUGAAAAUCACAAUAGUUAAUUGAAUAAUUAGAAAUAACUAUCACCAAUAAGUUCCAAUGAUUUAAUCACACUG
Messenger RNA from Cynara cardunculus var. scolymus (artichoke), 653 nucleotides. RefSeq names its product dirigent protein 17. The coding region runs from base 9 to 554 and encodes 181 amino acids. The record is from RefSeq and is a predicted model, not a curated record. NCBI's taxonomy places the organism in Eukaryota, Viridiplantae, Streptophyta, Magnoliopsida, Asterales, Asteraceae. The transcript has a single exon.